AUGACCAUUGAAACGAGUGUCGACAGCACAGCGCAACCGGCGGUCGAAUCGGCUAGCAUUGGAGAACUCACUUCACUAGUGAGAUUAUUUUUCAUUGAAAUGUUUUUUUUUUCAAAUUUUUAUUUGAACUGUUAAAAUUUUUCUGAGUAUGAGUUGAAGUUGGAAAAAAAAAGCGCUUUGAAACAUCCCAACAGGUACUUUUGGACACACUGUAUUUUUUCUCGAUAAUUUAUCGGUAUGGCUUUUUUUCUCAAAUUAUCAAAAAAACAUUUUUUUGAGGAACCUUUUUCUUCUAUUUUAUUUUUUUGCUGCAAAUUUCCCAUCUUCCUGAUUUCAUAGUUUCAACAAAAAGCACGCCACUUAGAAAUUGCUUUAAAAUAUAAAAAAAUUUAUUUUUUUCAAAUCGUUCUCAAGCAAUACAAGAAACUUCGAUCAAAAGAGUUUUUUUUUUCUAUUUUCAUGCUUCAAUGAAGAGCGAAAAUGCUUGAACAAACGGAGUUUCAGAUCCAAGGCGUGUUGGCGCAGACGCAGGACCGUUUCCAGCACAUGUCUGACCAGAUAAUCCGACGGAUCGACGACAUGACCAAGCGGAUCGACGACCUCGAGAAGAACAUCAACGACCUGAUGACCCAGAAUCAGGUCGACCAGCCGACUCUCUGA
Molecule: messenger RNA, 660 nt
Organism: Caenorhabditis auriculariae
Lineage: Eukaryota; Metazoa; Nematoda; Chromadorea; Rhabditida; Rhabditidae
Source: the annotation of a GenBank genome assembly